Messenger RNA from Peronospora matthiolae, 900 nucleotides. Lineage: Eukaryota; Oomycota; Peronosporomycetes; Peronosporales; Peronosporaceae. The record is from the annotation of a GenBank genome assembly.
AUGCGCACGACGGUAGCCAAGCGCGGCGUCAAGGUCGCCGCAACUGCUGCACCGCGCCGCUCUGCGCGUCUCAAAGCAGCGACGUCUCUCAUAGCAUCGACCAAGAGAUCCGCUGUCACAAACUCUGUCUCCGCUCUAUCUCCAGGCGCAUCAACGUCUGCGAAGCGAGUUGCAACAGUCGCACAAGAAGGACCAACGUUCACACUGUCGCGCGUGUUUGAGACGCGCUACGAAGCCGGAGGCUAUUCAGUCGUUAUUGGAGUUGACGAGGCUGGAAGAGGACCACUCGCAGGUCCGGUUGUGGCUGCUGCUUGCCACGUGCCUCUGGAUGUGACGAUAGCUGGUGUGAACGACAGCAAGAAGAUCGUCGAGUCCCAGCGUGAAGAGCUAUUCGAGCUCCUGACGACUCAUCCGCGUAUCACUUACGCGGUGCAUGUCAAUAGCGCACAGCGGAUCGAUGAGAUCAACAUCCUGCAGGCAUCACUAGAGUCCAUGGCCACGUCAGUGCAUGACGUUGCGGAGCGACUGCAGCAGACGGAUCGUACGUUUGUCCUAGUGGACGGCAAUAAACUGCCACCGACGCUGGAACUGUCUGCAGAGACGGUGGUCAAAGGAGACACCAAGGUCUACAGCAUUGCAGCAGCCUCCAUCAUUGCCAAGGUCACGCGGGACCGUCUUAUGCGCGAAUACGAUCAGCAGUAUCCGCAAUACGGACUGGCGCAGCACAAAGGGUACCCGACAAAAGCUCAUGUUGCUGCUAUAGCAAAGCACGGACCAUGUGCAAUCCAUCGCAUGACGUUUGCACCGCUGAAAUCGAAAGUGGCUUGCAAGCAGAAGGCGAAGGACGAGGCUGCUACACAAUCCACGAGGGAAGAAGGCAGACAGCGUCGACGACAAUGA